AUGUCGCUCGUCGGCAACUUUGCCUUUAAUAAUUUCGAUCGCACGGCAGAGACUGCUGGAGCUGGGAACGCCGGAAAUGCAUUUCAGAGACGUGCUUCGGUAACUGGAGACGAUGCAGUGGGCGAGCAGCAUGCCGAGGAACCGGGUCUCCUGAGGCGGACAUUCAGCAGACGGCGCUCCUCAGUAGCCUCAGCCCAAAGGCCAGAAAACCAACGACCAGCUACUGGCCGAUCAACUUCGCAUCAACAGUCUAAUAAUGUACAGCCCCAACAUGUCCCUGGAACCGGCAUAAAAGGCAAUACCUACUAUCCUGAUGGCAUCACCCCGCAGGACGAAAAGGACUUUGACAACGGCGACAUCGAGAAACAAGGCCUUGAACAAUCAGAAUCUCCAGAGUCUUCCUCCGAACGCGACGAGAAGGAGCAAGCUCGAAGGGAGUUUGAGAUUGGUCAGCUGGCCAGAUCGAUAACUCAAGCAUCAACCUGGUCGCAAGUACCCGACAAUCCAUUCGAAGCCGAGAAGGACACUGCGUUAGAUCCUCAUUCGCCUAAUUUCCGAGCGAGAGCAUGGGUGAAAUCUAUGAUCAAGCUGCGAGAUGCCGAGAAUAAAGUACCUGGACGAACAGGCGGUGUGGCUUUCCGCAACUUGAGUGUUCACGGCUUCGGCGCCGCGACGGACUACCAAAAGGAUGUUGGGAAUGUGUGGCUCGAGACCGUUGGCUAUGCUAAGAAGCUCUUCGGCAUGGCUAAGCCACGACGCAUCGACAUCCUGCGCAACUUCGAAGGCCUGGUGGAGUCGGGUGAGAUGCUAGUUGUGCUUGGCCCUCCCGGCUCUGGAUGCUCGACUUUCCUCAAGACCAUCACAGGCGAGACGCAUGGCUUCAAUGUCGACAAAGAGGCUUACCUUAACUACCAGGGUAUUCCCCCUGAGCAUAUGCAUAGCUACUUCCGUGGCGAGGCCAUAUACACCGCCGAAGUCGAUGUUCAUUUCCCAAUGCUCAGCGUCGGUGAUACACUCACGUUCGCCGCGCAGGCACGAGCGCCGAAGUCACUGCCUGGUGGUGUGAGCAACAAGGUGUAUGCACAGCACAUGCGAGAUGUGGCAAUGGCUAGCUUCGGUAUCGGCCACACCAUCAACACGCGAGUCGGCAACGACUUCGUUCGUGGUGUCUCCGGCGGCGAGCGGAAGCGUGUCUCGAUAGCAGAGGCCUUUCUGAGUGGCGCACCGUUGCAGGCAUGGGAUAAUAGUACUCGUGGUCUCGAUUCCGCGAACGCUAUAGAGUUCUGCAAAACGAUCCGUUUGAGCACGGAGCUUGGUGGUGCAUCGGCCAUGGUCGCUAUCUACCAAGCACCGCAAUCUGCCUACGACAUCUUCGACAAGGCACUAGUGCUGUAUGAAGGCCGCCAGAUCUUCUUUGGUCACUGUGGGCACGCGAGAGCAUAUUUCGAGAACAUGGGUUUCGACUGCCCUGACCGUCAGACCACGGCCGAUUUCUUGACUUCCAUGACUUCGCCCCAGGAACGGGUGGUGCGAGCCGGAUUUGAGGGCAAAGUUCCUCGCACUCCAGACGAGUUCGCCGCAGCAUGGAAGGCUAGUUCUGAACGACAACGACUGAUGUCUGAUAUCGAUGCCUACGAGCAGCGAUACCCUUACGAAGGCGAGCAAUACCAGCAGUUCGCGCAAAGUCGACAGGCACAGAAGGCAAGGGGUCAGCGCAUGAAGUCACCUUACACUUUGAGCUACGUGCAGCAAGUCAAUCUUUGCCUAUGGCGUGGCUUUCGACGUCUGGCGGGAGAUCCUAGUCUGACAUUCACACAACUCUUCGGCAAUUUCGCCAUGGCACUGAUUCUUGGCUCCGUCUUCUACAACCUGCAACUGACUACGCAGUCGUUCUUCCAACGGGGAGCUGUACUUUUCUUCGCCGUCCUGCUCAACGCCUUUGGAUCUGCACUAGAGAUUUUGACACUUUAUGCUCAGCGUCCGAUCGUCGAGAAGCAUUCCCAGUAUGCUCUAUACCACCCAUCAGCUGAAGCUUUCGCUUCCAUGUUGACAGACAUGCCUUACAAGAUCGCCAACGCCAUCAUUUUCAACAUCACGCUCUACUUCAUGGCGAACUUGAGAAGAGAACCCGGACCGUUCUUCUUCUUCAUCUUGAUGAGUUUCUUGACAACCCUGACCAUGAGUAUGCUUUUCCGAACCAUCGCCUCCGUGUCCCGAACUCUCUCGCAAGCCAUGGCUCCAGCUGCGAUUAUCAUUCUGGGUAUUGUCAUGUUCACCGGUUUCGCCAUUCCCGUCGACUACAUGCUUGGCUGGUGUCGAUGGAUCAAUUGGAUUGACCCAGUGGCUUAUGGCUUUGAAUCUCUGAUGAUCAACGAGUUUCACGGCAGGAACUACGCUUGCUCGAUGUAUGUGCCCGCGUACGGCAGUCUUGCAUUGGGCGAGCAGGUUUGCUCGGCUGUGGGCUCCCAGGCUGGACAGGAUUAUGUCAAUGGCGAUGUCUACAUCAACACAGCAUAUCAGUACUACCACAGCCACAAAUGGAGGAACGUGGGCAUCAUCAUCGCUUUCAUGAUCUUCCUCAUGGUCUUCUACCUGGGCGCCACCGAACUCAUCAGUGCGAAGAAGAGCAAGGGUGAGGUGCUUGUCUUCCGUCGCGGCCACACACCCGCUUCUCUCAAGGACGGAGCGCACGAUGAGGAGACCGCAGACGAUGGAGCUAAUGGUGCUGCUCUCGCUAAGAAGGAGAGCUAUGUUGAGGCGAGUGAUAUCAUCCAAAAGCAGACUGCCGUAUUCAGCUGGAGGAAUGUCUGUUAUGAUAUCAAGAUUAAGAAGGAGGAUCGCCGCAUUCUGGAUCACGUAGACGGAUGGGUGAAACCUGGUACUUUGACCGCACUCAUGGGUGUCUCGGGAGCUGGCAAGACUACUCUGCUUGAUGUCCUGGCUACUCGUGUCACUAUGGGUGUCAUCUCCGGCGACAUGCUUGUGGAUGGUCGACAGCGCGAUUCUUCCUUCCAGCGUAAGACGGCUUACGUGCAACAGCAGGAUCUGCAUCUGCAGACUUCGACUGUUCGUGAGGCCUUGAACUUUUCUGCUCUGCUUCGUCAGCCAGCUCAUGUUCCGAAGAAGGACAAAUUGGCGUAUGUGGACGAGGUCAUUAAGCUUCUGGACAUGGACGAAUAUGCCGAUGCUGUUGUCGGUGUGCCUGGCGAAGGUCUCAACGUCGAGCAGAGGAAGCGUCUCACUAUUGGUGUCGAGCUCGCUGCCAAGCCCGAACUCCUUCUCUUCCUCGACGAGCCUACAUCUGGUCUUGAUUCUCAAACCUCGUGGGCUAUCCUGGAUCUACUGGAGAAGCUCAAGAAUUCCGGCCAGGCCAUCUUGUGUACUAUCCAUCAGCCCUCUGCCAUGCUGUUCCAACGUUUCGAUCGCUUGUUGUUCCUGGCUAAAGGUGGUCGCACGGUGUACUUCGGCCCUGUCGGCGAGAACUCUCGUGUCCUCGCCAGCUACUUCGAAGCCAACGGCGCCCACAAAUGUCCCGACGACGCCAACCCAGCCGAAUGGAUGCUGGAAGUCAUCGGUGCAGCACCCGGCACAACAACCGACAUCGACUGGCACGAAACCUGGCGCUCCUCAAAACAAUACCAAGAAACGCACGCCGAGCUCGACCGCCUCGCGGCCGACCGUCUACAAGAAACCCAACCCAAAACCUCCGCCGACGACAAAGCCUCCUACCGCGAAUUCGCCGCCCCCUUCCCCGUCCAAAUCCUCCAAGUCACCCACCGCGUCUUCGCCCAAUACUGGCGCACCCCCUCUUACAUCUACAGCAAGGCCGCCCUCUGCCUCUUCUCCUCCCUCUUCAUCGGCUUCACCUUCUUCCACGCCCCGCUCACCCAACAGGGGCUCCAGAACCAAAUGUUCUCCAUCUUCAUGCUCUUCACCAUCUUCGGCCAACUGGUGCAACAAAUAAUGCCGCAUUUCGUCACCCAGCGCGCGCUGUACGAGGUCCGCGAACGGCCGAGUAAGACGUAUAGUUGGAAGGCUUUCAUGUUCGCGAAUAUCAUGGUGGAAUUGCCUUGGAAUACCUUAAUGGCCAUCAUCAUCUUCUUCUGCUUCUACUACCCCAUCGGCCUCUACAACAACGCCAUCCCCACCCACGCCGUCUCGCUCCGGGGCUUCCAAUUCUUCCUCUUCGUCCUGGAAUUCCUCCUCUUCACCUCCACCUUCACCAACAUGAUGAUCGCCGGAAUCGCGGACGCAGAGACAGGCGGCAAUCUCGCCAACCUCAUGUUCUCCCUCUGCCUCAUCUUCUGCGGUGUCCUGCAGACCCCGCAAGCCCUCCCCGGGUUUUGGAUCUUCAUGUACCGCGUCUCCCCCUUCACCUACCUCGUCGACGGUAUGCUGAGUGUCGGCGUCGCGAACCAGGCCGUCACCUGCGCCAGCAACGAGUACGUCCACUUCAACUCCCCCGCCGGCCAGUCGUGUGGGACAUAUAUGCAACCCUACAUCUCCGCCGCGGGGGGUUAUCUGCGGGAUCCGAAUGCGACGGGGCAGUGCGACUUCUGUACGUAUGCGAGCACGAAUGUGUUUUUGGAGGGGGUGAGCGCGAGUUAUGGGAAUGCGUGGAGGAAUUUCGGCAUUCUGUGGGCGUUUAUUGGGGUGAAUGUGUGUGGGGCCGUGUUCUUUUAUUGGUUGGCACGGGUGCCGAAGAAGGCGAAGAAGAGUAAGAAGGAGUAG
Recurvomyces mirabilis is the source of this 4731-nucleotide messenger RNA. RefSeq names its product Multidrug resistance protein (gene CDR1). The record is from RefSeq and is a predicted model, not a curated record. Gene Ontology annotation, biological process: transmembrane transport. The transcript has a single exon. Gene Ontology annotation, molecular function: ATP binding; ABC-type transporter activity; ATP hydrolysis activity. The coding region runs from base 1 to 4731 and encodes 1576 amino acids. Gene Ontology annotation, cellular component: membrane. NCBI's taxonomy places the organism in Eukaryota, Fungi, Ascomycota, Dothideomycetes, Mycosphaerellales, Teratosphaeriaceae.